UUAACAAAAAAUAAAAUAAAUAAAAUUACCAUAUAAUUUUUCAUAUUGAAAAUCUAGAACCAGCUAUAUAUAGACUUAAAUAAAUAAUCAGUCACCAUAGCUAAGAACUCUCCAGAUUCCUUUAACACUUCAUCUCAUAGAACACUCUAGAACCCCACCCCUCACCCUCUUCAAUAUAAAACCCACAAGCUGCAAUGCAUUUCUCAGCAAAUCUUGAAAACCCCACAUCUUCAAUCUGCAUUUUGAUUGCAAUUAACCAUCUUUUGAGCUUUCUUUCAAGAAAUUGUGAAUGCCCAUUGCGAAGAAGGAAGCCAUGGAUGAGGAUUUUGAGUUUCCAGUAUCUUCUAACAAUGCUGCUGCUGAAGAAAUGGACAUGGGCAUGGAUGAUUUCUCUGAACCCGACCCGAUUAUGAAGGUUGAUGAAGAGAAGGAGAUUGGGAAAACUGGGAUUAAAAAGAAACUUUUAAAAGAAGAUGAAGGUUGGGAGCAUCCUAGUAAAGGAGAUGAAGUUGAAGGAACCGACGUCACUCCUCGACCUCCUCCACGUGGCUAGCUCGAGUUAGUUUGAAGAUUGCUUGCGGUGAGUUCCCAUGGUUCGGGAACAACAUCCCUUUUAUUCUAAGCUUAUGUUAUGUAGAACAUUAAGACUUUUGUUAAGGAAUUUCUUGACACUUAUUUUGAGGGUGAGUUAGGGACAUGUCUUAGUCCCCACUAAGUUUUUAAUGUAGAAGGUAUGGUUGGACAUAGAAAAAAUUGUUAUGUUGUCUUCGACUCUUGUUAAAUGU
Messenger RNA from Solanum dulcamara, 785 nucleotides. Its product is annotated as 70 kDa peptidyl-prolyl isomerase-like. Bases 290 to 553 code for a protein of 87 amino acids. Lineage: Eukaryota; Viridiplantae; Streptophyta; Magnoliopsida; Solanales; Solanaceae. The record is from RefSeq and is a predicted model, not a curated record. The transcript has 2 exons.